AUGAGUCUAGGAACUCAGCAGCGCUGUCUGCCUGGCCUGGUGGCCUUUGGAGCUCUUCAGACUCCUGUGCAUCACCCUCUGUUCUUAGGGCACACCCUGUCAUCCAACGCCUCCCUGGCUGGGGCCACAUCUACCCUGGGAUCCUUGCUGGGGACAGUGAAUGGCUCCUACCCGCUAGGAUGCCCUGCUGCGGCCCUGACCGCUUUCCCACUAGGAGAUAACUGGCCCUGGGUGAUAGAUACCCCUCCUUGGACGCCUACCCAAGCACAUGGGAUUAUGACGAGAAAAUUGCAGUCCUGGCUGCUAUGGCUGCUGCAGACCAAGACCUCUGCCAGGGAGUUCCAGGGACUCUCAGUGUUGGGGAGCCAGGCAGCUAUGGUCCAGUGUCGUGAGUGGCUCCAGCCACAGGGGAUCAAGGAUAGUUCUGAUUGGGAGGGUCAGGCCAAGGCUGCUGCAGCUGUGGCAGGAGGAGGUAAGUCUCUGCCGCGGAAACCUGCUCCUCAUCCAUCCCCAGGCCCUGGGACUUGGGCAGCCGCUGGCCUUGCACCUGCCCCAGGCUUCCUGUACAUUGUAGGGGAGGAGGCGCUGGACUUGAUGUGCUCUGUGUGUGUGAUUGGGGGGGCGUGUCCAUCUCCCCCUCAACCCAGCUCCUCUGCCCCUACAGCCCUGGCCGUGGGGGCUGUGCCCGUGGUGCUGGGCGCCGUGAGCUUCAGGGCAGGAAUCGCAGCCUCCUCCUUAGCGGCCGAGAUGAUGUCAGCGGCUGCCAUGGCCAAUGGGGGCGGAGUUGCCGCCGGCAGCCUCGUGGCCACUCUCUCCAGUCCGUGGGUAAGUGGACUCUCCCUGUCACCCAGACUCCUCCUGGGAUCUGCUGGGUUUGCCCUUGUGUCCCUCGUGGUGGGCUUGUGACAGCUCCCUGUCACUCCCUUUGCAGAGAAGAGGACCAGGUAGUGCCCUGCUCGCCAGCCUGAUGCAGUAAGGGACCAACCGCUGCACCCCCAGAGGAAAAUAAGAAAUAAAAAUGAGUUGUUGCAACCCCUCUGGAUCCCUUCCUUCUUGUUUGCCUGAAGUCGGGGUGGGGGAAGGCUCACUUCUCUUAG
Messenger RNA from Kogia breviceps (pygmy sperm whale), 1097 nucleotides. NCBI's taxonomy places the organism in Eukaryota, Metazoa, Chordata, Mammalia, Artiodactyla, Physeteridae. The record is from RefSeq and is a predicted model, not a curated record.